Molecule: messenger RNA, 1077 nt
Organism: Lottia gigantea (owl limpet)
Lineage: Eukaryota; Metazoa; Mollusca; Gastropoda; Lottiidae
Exons: 7
Coding region: 1-1077 (358 amino acids)
Biological process (GO): negative regulation of protein localization to cell surface
Cellular component (GO): Golgi apparatus; trans-Golgi network transport vesicle; membrane
Molecular function (GO): transmembrane transporter binding
Source: RefSeq, a predicted model, not a curated record
AUGGCUGCCACGCUGUCGUUUCGCUGGCUAGAAAUUCUAGAAAAAGAAUUUGACAAAGCUUUUGUCGAUUUAGAUCUACUUUUGGGUGAAAUUGACCCGGACCAAUGUGAACUUACGUUCGAGGGUCGUCAAAAGAUGACCGCACUCAGUGCUGCUUUUGCCCAGUUGUGUCACAAAGCACAGACAGUUUUUCAAUGCAAUGCCAAACUCGAGGCCCAGCUAGUAGAUAUGAGGUCUGAUAUAGUAGAGAUACAGAGUGCUAAAGCUGUAGUAGAAAAAGAAUUACAUAAUAUGUUAUUACAAUUACACGCUUCACAGUUACAGUUUGCGUCUGCUAAAGGUUUAGAAGUUGAUUCUGAUGAUAUCAAAAAGAAAUUGGAGGCUGAGUUACAACAUCGUAAAGAUGAUGCUACAGGAGUAGCUAGAGUUGAUGCUGAAGUUAAAGAACUACGUAAAGAAAACCAUGAAUUACGACAAUAUAUCCUAGCCUUACAGAGUGAGGUAUAUGGUGCUAGAUUGGCAGCUAAAUAUUUAGACAAAGAACUUGCUGGCAGGAUUCAACAGAUUCAGUUGUUAGGUCGAGAUAUGAGAGGAGCAGAACACGAUAAAUUAUGGAAUCAAUUAGAGGCUGAAAUACAUCUUCACCGUCAUAAAACAGUAAUACGAGCUUGCCGUGGCCGCAAACAUCACAAGAAAAAGUUACCAGUACCUCCAGGCCAUGAUUUUCAAGCAUUAAAACGAAAACAUGGCCUUGGUGAUUUGAGGAAAAUAAAAAUAGAAAAAGGUCCAGAUGAAGGUUUAGGAAUGUCCAUUACUGGUGGUAAAGAACAUGGUGUACCUAUAUUGAUAUCUGAAAUACAUGAAGGUCAACCAGCAGAUAGAUGUGGUGCCCUGUUUGUUGGUGAUGCAAUAUUGAGUGUAAAUAAUAUAGAUCUUAGAAAUGCUAAACAUGCUGAAGCUGUACAUAUUCUUUCAAAGCAGCAAGGUGAAAUAGAAAUGGAUGUUAUGUUUGUGGCACCAGAUGAAGAUAGUGAAGAUGACAAUCAGGAAUAUGAAGAUGAAUAUGGUUUUAGGUGA